AAAAAAAAAAGGUCUUUUUCAGAAGAUUGCAUUUGACCCACAGCUUCAAAUUUUGUAACCAAAAAAAUUUCUCUCAACUAUUCAAAGACGGACUAUAACUUGCUUAUACAUAUCCAAUGACAAAAAUACACAUUUAGUUAAUUUAAAAUCUGAUAUGCCUGUGAUAUAUCAUAACAAUUGAAACUCUUUUAACUAUAUAAUUAAGAAUAAGCUAGCAGUGGACUUACCUCUCAGCCAUCUCCGAGAUCUCUGGGUAAUGAACUUGAAAGCUAACGACUUUUUGGCAAUUUUAAAUUAACAAUACCAACAAUAGCAACAAUUCCAGGAGAUAUCAAGAAAAUGGCAGAGUUUCUGGGUAGCGAAUCGGAGUCCGAUAUGAGGAAUUCCACCCACGGAAUCAGGCCCAGAUCAUUCCCUCACCGCUGCCCCAAAAACUCCUCUGUCUCAGAUCUAUACCAACAAGACACGGUGCAGCAGAGUUGAUGGAAAACUGAAAAGGCCGGCGAUUGAGAGAAGAAAGGAGAGACCCAGAGGCUGCCCCGCUGCUGUAAGACGUGGAAGAUGAUCCGCGGCCACUGCGAGGUGAAGAAGAUAGAUCUCCGGCAGUGGAACGAUGUGGAUGACGAAGUUGCUGCUAAAGGUGCCAAGAGGAUGAAAACGAGAUGGUGACAAUGAUGAUGAUGGCUAUGGUGAUCGUGAUUAGGGGAUAAAAAGGAAAAAAAAAAAAAAGUCUGGAUGGUGAUGGUGAUGACGAUGAUGAUGCGGGCGAUGAUGAUGGAAAAAAUGGGGGAUGUAGGG
Molecule: messenger RNA, 798 nt
Organism: Rubroshorea leprosula
Lineage: Eukaryota; Viridiplantae; Streptophyta; Magnoliopsida; Malvales; Dipterocarpaceae
Source: the annotation of a GenBank genome assembly